GUAGAAAACAGCUUGCAAACAGCAUUCAGGGGGAAGUCCUCUGUUUUCUCUUUCAGCAGCAGCACCGUUAGUUAGUGAGUUAGUUCCCUCUGAGCGCUCAGAGUACGCUGCAUGUAAUCAAGCUUCUCUGUGGACGGAGUAAAAGCAUCUAUCUGUCUCUUCUAAUUAAAAAACUUCAACAUUCAGCCUUUUCAUCACUAAAGGUCAAUAGGUCAAGUCACCCUGAUUUCAUCAAUUUUUCAUGAUGAGUGUGUCCCAGACAUUGGAGACAGAGGAGGAUCUGCUUACUUGCCUCCACAUCAAGUUUUACAACCCUCAUCAGAGUAGUAAGGGCCUUUACGGGCUGCUUCCUGUGGGGAACAAGAGCAAGCACUCAGCAGACGACCCUCUCAGGCUGGGACGCGACGCCCAGUCCUGCACCUACGCCCUGGUGGACGCCCGGGUGUCCCGCAAACAGCUGGCCCUCCACGCCUACCGCACGCCCCAGAGCCCGGACAUGCUCUUCACCAUCCAGAACCUGAGCCAGAAGGGACGACUGUCGGUGAACAGCUCGGCGCUGGGCUACCUGGAGAGGACGGAUCUCCCGGACAAGGCCCUGAUCCGGUUCGGAGAGUACGAGAUGCUGAUCAUCCGCGAGUCCGGCGAGGCCAAGGGGAGCUUCGAGGUGGAUUUUGAGGUGCUGGCAGUGCCUCCGUCCAGAGAGACAUGCACGUGUGUGCCCGGUGUGGCGCCCGUCAUGGAAUCAGGCCCAUAUGUGAACAGUUUGCCGGGUGAACUCAGAGUGGGCCUUCUUGGCCCCCUUGAGAGUGAUGAGACUGUCAUGUGUUAUUCGUGAUGUUGUGACUUUUUUCUUUGUUAGCUUGCAUUUCAAGGUUUUACAAAUUACCACGCAGUUGUUACAUUAGAGCUAAAGCAGGCUUUGAUCAGAUCCCUUAUUGUAAUGUGAAAUCAUAGUAUUAUUUUGCACCCUAUAUUGUGAUCAGCUGUGAUCUUUGUAUACUAUCAGCUUUGUUUCUACUUUUUUAACUUGAGCACAUUAAAUUGUCUUUUUUUAUGAGAA
Molecule: messenger RNA, 1060 nt
Organism: Sebastes umbrosus (honeycomb rockfish)
Lineage: Eukaryota; Metazoa; Chordata; Actinopteri; Perciformes; Sebastidae
Gene: tifa
Product: TRAF interacting protein with forkhead associated domain
Exons: 2
Coding region: 242-835 (197 amino acids)
Biological process (GO): canonical NF-kappaB signal transduction
Molecular function (GO): protein binding
Source: RefSeq, a predicted model, not a curated record